AUGGUUGUGAAGUUGAUAAUUUUCCUGUUCCUGUUUUCUUUUGGCGCCUGCUCGGUGAUCAUACCAGAGGAACUGCCAUCGUUGCUGUCUGUUGCGUAUUCUAAUAUUCCUCCAAUCAAAAAAGGAACGGACUCACGAGUGGGAUUUGGCUUCGCCUUCGGCAACCAUGCUGAUUUUCAGAUCAUGUUCGAGUUAGGGCCACAGACGAACACCAUGAACCUCACUGGACAACCGUUUCCAACGAAUGCGAAGCGUCAAGUGCCCACAUUACCUCCUCAAAAAAUAAACAAAAAUAGAGAAAAGUUCUAUCAAACUGAAGCCGGGAAAUAUCUGCAAAGCUGGGCCCAAAAAAUGAAGAGUCCUCAAAAACAAGCUCAAAAGAAACCUGAAGUCAGCAAGCCAGGUGAAGUUAUGAACUUAGAAGAUUCUGUUGUGGAGUUGGUGAAGAACGAAAAAGGAGAGUACGAGAUACAUCAACCGCGGCCAGGACAUAUGCCUCAGUUUGUCUUGGAUAACCUAAAAAAACUCUACGGACAAAAGAAAGAAGACGCACAGAUACCGAAUGCACAGAAAACAGAACAGAAAAGAAGCGACGAAGAAGUGCGAAAAAUUACCGAGGAUUUGUCUAACGUUGAUCUGGAUUAA
This is a messenger RNA of Parnassius apollo (apollo), 645 nucleotides long. The record is from the annotation of a GenBank genome assembly. NCBI's taxonomy places the organism in Eukaryota, Metazoa, Arthropoda, Insecta, Lepidoptera, Papilionidae.